UGGCGGCGAUGCCAUCUGGUCCCGCGUCUGUGACGAGCUUGGUGGGCAGCUGGGGGUCGAACGGCCGCAAGGCCGUCUCACUUGUCAUUGCUUUCAAGAUGGCUUGGUACGCCUGUUCGCACUCCUUGCUCCAGAUGAACCUGGCGUGCUUUCUUGUGAGUUCUCGCAAGGGUUUGGUCAGCUGAGCGUACGCUUGUUCAGAGUUGAACAUGAAGCGCGCAUUGUACUGGCAAGCUUGAAGGAAGCUGCGUACGUCGUCGGUGGUCUGGGGAGGUCCCGCUUCCCUGAUCGCUUUGACCUUGCGGGGGUCGGCCGACAUGCCGGACUUGGAGAAGACCCAGCCGAACCAGUUCACUUCUUCGGAUCCGAAGGUGCACUUUUCCUUUCGCAGAGUUAGUCCUCUUUCUUGCAGUCUCUGGAGGCAUGCGUCGAGGUUCGUGGCAUGCUCUUCUGCGGUCUUGCCCCACACGAGGAUGUUGUCGUGUAUAGAUGUACAUCCCGUCAAUCCGCGCAGGGUGGCACUGAUGCGGUCGUGAAAGAUGUCAGAUGCUGGCGACGCUCCAAAGAACAGUACCUUGAAGCGGUGCAGGCCUUCGUGAGUGCGGAAGGCACCCAUCUUUCUCGACUCCUCUGCCAGAGCCAGCUGGUGAAAACCGUGGCUCAUGUCCAGUUCCGAGAAGACUCUCGCUCCUUCCAACAUAUGGCGCAUCUCGGCGACGGUUGUCACAUGUCGCGGCGUUCUCCGGAUGGCUUUGUUGGGCUCCCUCAUGUCGAUGUUCAUCCUGAUUUUCCCAGCUUCUUUCUUCUCGGUGAUGACGACAUUGGAGAUCCAUGGACACUCUUCUUGUGGUCCGACGUCUUCGAUUUUUCCUUCCGCUCGCAGCUCGGCUAGGUGAGCACUGAGACGCUCUUGGUAGGCCAGGGGAACAGGACGGUAGGGUGCGACGACUGGGGUCGCCUCCGGAUCAAUGUGGAAGGAGACUUCAUCGUCCUUCAGGAGGCCUACUCCUUCGAAUACCUUCUUGUGCUUAUUGACGAUUGCUGCGAUCUUACGUCUGUCGUCGCCGGAAAUAUCCUGACUCGUGCAUUUCUUGGCUUGCACUGUCACGCCAGCAGCUGCGAGGGUGUCGACGAUUCCUGCCACGCCGACAACAUGGCCGGGUGGCUCCCCCUCGCGAGCCGAUCCGCCGGCGUCGAUGUGGAGGAUGCCAAGCGCCUUGGCGUCCGCGUCACCCAGAAGCGGCUCCGCUAAGUGUCCAUCGAUGAUGUACACAGUCGUGUGACACUGUGCCCCGUUUCGACUCUGAAGGGUGGCUCGCAUCUCUCCCUUCACUCUCAGAAGGGUUGCUGUCCCGUACGGCCUCAGUUUGACGGAUGAUGCCUCCAGUUUGCCAAGGGACGCGUGGUAGGCGCUGACAGGGAUGAGCGUCUUGUUGCAGCCGGAAUCCACGAAGAAGGAGGUGGCGGUGCCGUUGACAGACACCUGAACAACGUUUGCAUGUCCAGGCUGGAUCAUGCCGACCUCCACGACACGACCCACGCUGUUCUUGUCGUCCACCUCGAACUGGUACGCUUCCUCAUCGUCUUCAGCAGUGAAGCGGACUUGAGCCUUGGUGCAGCUAGCAGCUCCUACGAAGUGAUUCUUCUCACCACAGAGAGCGCACGUCUUACCCCUAGCCGGACAGCGGCCCGGCGGGUGCGGUCGGUAGUGCGGCGGGCAGUUCUUGCACCUGACACGUGGGCCCGCACCUCGGCCUCCCUGGCCACUGGGUGUCCUCGUUGGCUGGUUGAUGCUGUAGCGCCCUCUGGUGGCUACCCGUGCCACAGACUCUCCCACUUCUGACUGAAUUGCGCCGCUGGAUUUCCUGGCCUGCUCAUAUCCCAGGGCCGACUUGACGAGCGUCUGCAAGUCGGGGUCUCUGGCCAGGGCUUCUUGUCUCAGGCGCUCGUCUGACGUACCGAAGAUGAAGGCGUCUUUCUUGGCCCGCUCUGGAGUGUAGGGGUUGGUGUCAAACUGGCACUGGGUGGCAAGCGAGUCCAACUCAUCGAGGAAUUCAGUCACGGUCUUCUCUCCUUGCCGUGCAUGCAUGAGCCGGAAGACGGCCAUGGACAGGUUGACAUGCUGUCUGCAGUGCGCCCGGAUCUGGACGAUGGCGGCCUUGAAGGUGGUGGGAGGGUCUGACUCUGUGUCGACUCCUGCUACCUUAGCGAGCUUCCGUAGGUCGCGGCCUCCCCACAGGAGGAGCAGGUUGAGCUUUUGUGUGUCAUCGGUCACACCAAGGGAGUUGACGAGGAGGCUGGCAUGUUCAAGCCACUCUUCGAAGAUGUCGUGGUAUCUGGCGGGGUCGGUUCCCAGGACACAGGGUUUGCCGGCUGUCGCGAGGCCGGCAUCAGGGAUGAGUGACAUCCUCGUCGCCAGUGUAAAGAAGUCGUCUGCCCUAGCUUGUUUAUUCACAGCCCGUUGCUGAGAGGCCAACACACCUGAGGGAGGCAACACACUGAGUCACCGUUGAGGUCCAACACUACAGAGCUUGAAUCAACUAAACUGAAAUAUGACAUCUUCUCUGGCUGGAAAGGUGGCUAUUGUCACCGCUUCUACUGCUGGGAUCGGACUGGCCAUUGCGCGCCGGCUCGGCCAGCAGGGCGCCCAGGUGGUGAUCAGCAGCAGGAAGCAGGAGAAUGUCGACACCACGGUACAGCAGCUCAGCGGCGAGGGCCUGAACGUGGCCGGCGUCAAAUGCCACGUCGGUAACCCGUCCGAGAGGCAGGCGCUCGUCGAGAGGGCAGUUGAGAAGUUCGGUGGUAUCGACAUCCUGGUGUCCAAUGCGGCUACCAACCCCGUGUACGGCGGCCUCCUGGAUUGCCCGGAGGCCGGCUGGAACAAGAUAUUCGACGUGAACGUCAAGUCGGCCUACCUGUUGACCAAGUUGGUUGUGCCCUACAUGGAGGCGCGCGGCGGCGGCUCCAUUGUCUUCAUCGCGUCUGUCGUCGGACAGAUUCCCAGCAUGGGUAUCGCAGCCUACUCCGUCAGCAAGAAGGCUCUGAUCGGUGUCAGCGACCUCUUCGCCAAGGAGUGCGCCCCGAAAAACAUCCGCGUCAACGCCGUGGCUCCGGGCUUCAUCGACACGAGCUUCAGCUCCGUGCUGGUCAAAAACGACUCCAUCCGAAAGAGUUUGGAGAAGAGCAUCUACCUGGGAAGGAUCGGUAAGCCGGAGGAGGUGGCUGGCGUAGCGUCCUUCCUCUGCUCCGACGACGCCUCCUACAUUACCGGCGCAGUCAUGAACGUCAACGGAGGUAUGCUGGGCAGCACCAUCUAGCGGAUGUCUGCGGCACGGGGUUAAUAUAGAGGUCGCUGCCAUCGCCGUGUGAGCUUUCCGGUGAAGCCAGGUAGUCUCGGGCGGCUUUUCCGGUGCAGUAUAGUGGGUUGAUAUUUUCUGUAUGUGUGGUUGUGGUUUGUGUGAAUGUUAAGUUUUAUAGAGUAUUCACGCAGUGCUUAUGGGACAGAAACGGUCGAAGCAUCUUUGAUCCGUUUUUUACUCAUGGUCCUACGUGGUUCUUUAUACUGCCAGCCGUUUGUCGCGUAAACCGAAUUAUUGUGCAGCCAGGCAUGAUUGUGGUCUGAGCAGGAUAAGUACACAUGUGCGCGCUGGGCUAUUUACCCAUCGGCCUAUCGCACACUUUGUUGCAAUACUGAUGAUUGCUCUAGCUCCCCACAUAUUGCAUCUACUCGUACGUCCGCGAGAUAAAUGAAUGCGCGACGUUGAUUGAAUAACCAAUAAGGCUGUAACGUCAAUGCAAUCAAUGUUGGAGUGCCAGUCUGGAGGAUACUAAUUACUAUGCGUCCCGCUUGUUUUGCCACAUCAGGUUUUGAUAUAGCAUGUUUGUGAAUCGCCAAUGAUGAUGACAAGUUCUUGACCUAAUUGUGGCUAAACUAUUUGGCCGUCAGGUAUUUGUGGCUAGGAAUGUGAGCCGAUCUAUAUUCGGUGAUUAAUCUAACAAAUAUAUUUCAACUGCCCCAA
Molecule: messenger RNA, 4019 nt
Organism: Amphibalanus amphitrite
Lineage: Eukaryota; Metazoa; Arthropoda; Thecostraca; Balanomorpha; Balanidae
Product: dehydrogenase/reductase SDR family member 4-like
Exons: 8
Coding region: 2553-3317 (254 amino acids)
Molecular function (GO): carbonyl reductase (NADPH) activity
Source: RefSeq, a predicted model, not a curated record